GCUCCCGAUCAGUCGCUUUAGUUCUGUCUUGUCUCUAGUGCAAACUCAGGAUAUUCCCGCCAACCACGCAGGGGUGCCAACGAAACGGACUUUUUGGCGGGUUCUGCUAUAAACUACAUUUCACCAUGAAGCUGAUAGUGCUGGCGCUCUUCAUCGGAGCGUCUGCUGCUGCCAAAUUGGACAACACCUACCUCCCUCCCUCGGGUGCCGGUACCUCUGGAGGAAGUCCUGGAGCCAUCUCGCCUCCGUUCGGAGGUGGAGGUAGACCUGGAGGUCCCGGAGGCUUCCCAGGAGGACCUGGAGGUGCAGGAUUCCCAGGAGGUCCAGGAUUCCCAGGAGCUGGAGGUCGUCCAGGUGGUCCAGGAGCUGGUGGAUUCCCAGGAGGUCCAGGAUUCCCAGGAGCUGGAGGUCGUCCAGGUGGUCCAGGAGCUGGUGGGUUCCCAGGAGGUCCAGGAUUCCCAGGAGCUGGAGGACGUCCAGGAGGUCCAGGAGCUGGUGGAUUCCCAGGAGGUCCAGGAGGAGCAGGAUUCCCAGGAGCCGGAGGUCGUCCAGGAGGUGCCGGAUUCCCAGGAGCAUCUGGUCCCGGAGGUGCAGGAUUUCCAGGAGCUGGAGGUAGACCAGGAGGCCCAGGAGCUGGAGGAUUCCCAGGAGGCCCAGGAGCUGGAGGAUUCCCAGGAGGUUCAGGAGGUGGUUUCCCAGGUGCUGGUGCUCCUUCAGGUCCAUCAGGCCCCAUUAUCCCCAUCAUAUCCCAGACUAACCAGCCAAACCUUGGAGAUGGAUCCUACUCAUGGAGCUACGAAUCAGGCAACGGAAUCAGAGCCCAGGAACAGGGCGCCCAGAAACCCGGCCCCGAGGGUCCAGGAACGGCAGCCCAGGGCGCCUUCUCCUACACGGGCACCGACGGCCAGACCUACUCCAUCACCUACACAGCCGACGAGAACGGAUUCGUGCCUCAGGGCGCUCAUCUGCCUACGCCGCCACCAAUACCCGAGGAGAUCCUCAAGGCGCUCGAGAAGAAUGCUGCUGACGAGGCCGCUGGUAUCUUCGAUGAUGGACAGUACAAACCUGCUCCUGGUGCAGGAGGUGCCGGAGGUAGACCAGGUGGAUUCCAGGGCGGUCAGGGAGGAUUCCAGGGCGGUCAAGGUGGAUUCCAGGGAGGUCAGGGAGGAUUCCAGGGCGGUCAGGGAGGAUUCCAGGGAGGUCAGGGAGGAUUCCAGGGCGGUCAAGGCGGAUUCCAGGGCGGUCAAGGUGGGCAGGGAGGUUACCAGACUGGUGGUGGACAAGGCGGUAGACCAGGCACAUCCUUCCCUUCAGGACCAUCAGGUGGUGGCUUCCCAUCCUCAGGAACAGGCGGUGGAUAUCCUUCAGGAUCAGGCGGUGGAUAUCCUUCAGGAUCAGGCGGCCAGGGUGGAUCCGCUGGUUACUCCUACCCCAAACCUGGAAAAUAAAUCGAGGAAAACUAAUGUAACGAAAAAUAUCCAACCUAACAGAACUGAAAACGCUUAUUCUUGUCUAUGUGUAGUAGGAUUUCUACUUUUAUACAAUAAUUCUCAAUUAGUUACCAGUAAGUGAUAGGUUACAGUAUUAUUAGUAAAGAGCAAAUCAAAAAUCCAAAAAAAUUAGAAUAGAUAGAGCGCGUACCCCAACAAAGUUACCAUAGUUUUACAAUUCUAUUUUGGCUUCCAUUGAUCUGAUUAAGAAAAUUUCAAUCUAUUUCCUGCAGAAGAAUAAUAUGUAUAUUUAUAAUAGUCCUCUCCAAGAAUAUACUUAUUUAUAUUCAAGCAAUAUAAACCUAAAAUGAUAUAUUUGAUUCAUCAUGAGUUACCAUAUUGGUCAAUUUGUAUCUUAGAAUUCUCACAAAAUGACUUUAUUUGGUGGAAUAUGUCAUAUUGUGUCCAUUACAAUAAAUUAUACAUUAUCUUGAAAAUUGUGCACAGUACAAUCUCAUGUACUCUAAUAGUGUUUCAAAAAUACCUUUUCUCCUAAAACCCAGAGUAUAGCUAGGUAAUAUAAAUGAUUGUUAAACCUUCCCUUAGAAUUCAGUUACCAUUAUGUAUGAUAGAGUACAAAGCUAUAUUACUCCAAUUCCUUCCUGAAAACCUCAACAUCCCUGACCUUUCAUCCAAAUCCUCAACCUGAAAAAAACUGUUAAAUUAUUCCUAAGUCUUUCAGUGAUGUUGUGCCAGUUUCUCCAGUUUCAAAACGUGUUUCUUGAAGACAUGUUAUGAUAAGGAGUUGACAAAACUAUGAAAUUUUCAAAAUAGUAUCGAAUUUGUAAAUAUGAAAGAUGUAAAGUAUUUAAUGUAAGAAUAAAUGUGUUUUAUAACGAA
Molecule: messenger RNA, 2330 nt
Organism: Nilaparvata lugens (brown planthopper)
Lineage: Eukaryota; Metazoa; Arthropoda; Insecta; Hemiptera; Delphacidae
Product: pupal cuticle protein 36a
Exons: 7
Coding region: 126-1448 (440 amino acids)
Cellular component (GO): chitin-based extracellular matrix
Molecular function (GO): structural constituent of chitin-based larval cuticle
Source: RefSeq, a predicted model, not a curated record